Molecule: messenger RNA, 756 nt
Organism: Lathyrus sativus (Indian pea)
Lineage: Eukaryota; Viridiplantae; Streptophyta; Magnoliopsida; Fabales; Fabaceae
Source: the annotation of a GenBank genome assembly
AUGGCAGACAAUAAACUUCCCCCCUCAUCUUUCUCUCCAAACUUUAAAAAUGAGUACUUAGAGAAUGUAGUCGCUCAUACCACCACCACCAACAACAAUGACACGUUGUUGAUGCCACCACCAUCACCUACACAAACUUUCUCUAAUGGGCAUACGGAUCUCCCUCAAGAUCCAAGGGAGAAAACUACCAAAUCCUCCUCCAAAAAGCGUAAGGGUAGACCCCAAGGCUCUAGGAAUAAGCCUAAACCACGCAUCAUUAUCGAGGAAAACAAAGAAGCUCUCACAGAAGUGGUUACAAUUAAGAUAUGUGUCGGAGAAGAUAUUGUGAAGACUAUAAUUAAUUAUGCUAUACAGCGUCAAGUUGACAUAGUAGUGUCGAGGGGUUUCGGUCUUGUCACUAAUGUUACUCUUCUCGAUCCAAUAUCUUGUGUUCCAUUAUUACCCAUCGAAGGACCAUUACAUAUGACAUCUUUAUUUGGAACAUAUGUAAAUCCCAAUUGUGAUUGUGCUCCUCUGCAAUUCAUAGCUAAUCCACCAUGUUCAUCUUUUACCAUAUAUUUCUCUGGUAUUAAUGGACAUGUGUUUGGUGGAGUUGUUGGUGGAAAAGUUAUUGCUGCUGGUGUUACUUUUAUUAAUGCCACUCUUGUCAAGAAAAUCACGUUCUCUAGAGCGGUUUCCAUCAAGAGCAACGAUCGGAAAAUUGAAGAAGGUGAACCAAUACAUGACAAUGGUGUUAUCAUCAACACUGACGUGUAG